This is a messenger RNA of Closterium sp. Yama58-4, 3840 nucleotides long. The record is from the annotation of a GenBank genome assembly. Lineage: Eukaryota; Viridiplantae; Streptophyta; Zygnematophyceae; Desmidiales; Closteriaceae.
AUGGCUAGUCCUCCUGUUCUAGCUUUCGACGCCGAGGGCCCGCCGGUCAAAUUCGAAACCUGGCUAGAUGACCUGCACCUUUUCCUACAGCUCACUGCCAAGGAAGAUAUUACACUCGUCUCACAGUGGCAGACCCGUGACGCGCACGCUCGCUUUGCUAUUCGCAACUCCCUGCCGCUAGAUGAGCGCGAGCACUUCGGCCAGUGCAAGACUGCUAAGGACCUCUACACAGCUGUAGUGGCCCGCUACUCCUCACCCGCUUCUGCCACACUAGGCCGCCUCACUCUCCCCUACCUGUUCCCCGACCUAGCCUCUUUUCACACUGUCGCAGACCUCAUCACCCACCUUAAGACUAGUGAGGCUCGCUUUCGCGCUGCCAUGCCUGAUGAGGACCAGUUCCUCUCUCGCUCCCCCACUGAGCUCACCAUAGCCCUCCUCGAGAAGGAACUGCUUGCAGCCGAGGCUAGUAUCGUCGCUGUAGGCACCUCUCGUGGCGACCCCCGCGGCCCCUUCUUCGAGGGGUGCUCCCCUUCCCCCCUCCUCCCCUCUGUCGCCUCUGCUGCUGCUGUCGACCUCCUUGGUGCUGAGAAGGUCGGGGCUGCGUCUGCUUCAGGCGGACGACGCAGGGGCAGGAGUGGCAGGAGUGGGGGUGGUGGCGGAGGAGGCGGGGGUGGAGGUGGUGGCGGUGGAGGUGCGACUGGAGAGGCUAGUGGCGGCGGUGGUGGAGGUGACAGCGGUGUUGGGAGUGGUGACAGGGGCGGAGGUGGCAGCGGAGGCGGAGGUGGUCGUGGCAGCGGCAGGGGUGGAGGUGGCCGGGGCGGAGGCGGAGGGGGUGGUGGUCGUGGAGGCCCGGGGGGCGGUCAGAGUCAGCAGCCUGCCCCGACCCUUCAGGCCGCCCGUGAGUGGUAUGCGCGGCGCAGCGUCACCUGCCAGUACGUUAUUCGUACAGGUGACCGCACUGGCCAGACGUGUGGGGGGCCGCACCAGACGGAGCGCUGCUUCGCCCGCCUCAACGAUGCGUGGCGCACUCAGUUUCCUGGUGGGGGUGAGCUGCCGCGCUGGGCUGAUCUGCUCAGGAAGGGUGUUGAUAUUUGGGCACUUGACUUUGAUGCUAUUCUCACUGCCAUGUAUGCGAUGUCUAUUAGUGGAGAGGGUGCUCAGUACUUGCGUGUUCCGCCCGACCCGGGCAUUCAGGCCAGCCCCGCUGCUGCUCUAGGUGCUAGUGUGUCUGCUUCCACAGGUACUUCUGCAGCUGCUGCUCUAGGUGCUUGUGCGUCUGUGCCCCCUGGUACUGAGUCGACUGCAGCACUGCACACCUUCACACUGGACUCAGGUGCUUCUCGCUCUUUCUUUUGUGACCGCACUGUCCUUGAGCCUCUAGCUCGGCCGGUUGCUGUCUCUCUUGCUGACCCCUCUGGGGGUCCGGUCCUUGCGACCUCCUCCACCACCCUUCCGUGUCCAGCGGUUCCGUCCGGCACGCUCUCAGGUCUCUACCUCCCCUCGUUCUCCACGAACUUGGUGGCAGGUAGUGCGCUCCAGGACUCGGGUGUUCACCAGUUCACCCCUGCCUACGAGCGUGUGACUCACUGCACGUGUGCUCGGACGGGCCGCCACCUAGCUACUUUCACUCGAGAGCCGGGGUCUGACCUGUACACACUGACCACUGAGUCCCCUCAGGUAGCUGCGUCUGCGUCAGCGUCAGGUCAGCUGUCCGCCCCCUGCUCGUGUCGCUCUCUGGCGAACGACACCGUCCUCUGGCACCACCGCCUUGGUCACCCGUCUGUGCAGCGCCUGCGGGCCAUGCACAAACGGGACCUUGUUGCUGGUCUUCCCAGGGUGCUCCCUCCCCUUCCUGACUCCCCUGCUCCUGACUGCAUUCCCUGUGUCGAGGGGCGGCAGCGCGCUGCUCCUCACUCCUCCUCCUUUCCCCCGACGACCGCUCCCCUGCAGACACUCCACAUGGACGUGUGGGGCCCGGCCCGCGUCCGUGGUCAGGGUCAGGAGAGGUACUUCCUGAUAGUUGUUGACGACUACUCGCGCUACACCACGGUCUUCCCCUUGCGCGCCAAGGGUGACGUCCCUGGUGUUUUGAUCCCCUGGAUCAGCCGAGCCCGUCUCCAGCUAGGCGAGCGCUUUCACUCGGACUUUCCUGUCCUGCGCUUGCACUCUGACAGGGGUGGUGAGUUCGCCUCCGACCUCUUGGCAGCCUACUGUGCUGAGCACGGCAUUGAGCAGUCGUACACGCUUCCGGCCUCUCCACAGCAGAAUGGGGUUGCUGAGCGCCGCAUUGGCUUAGUCAUGGAGGUCGCUCGUACCUCCCUGACCCAUGCGGCUGCUCCCCACUUUCUGUGGCCGUUUGCGGUCCGGUACGCAGCGCAUCAGCUCAACCUCUGGCCCCGUGUCUCCUUGCCGGAGACUUCCCCGACUCUACGGUGGACGGGAGAGGUUGGCGAUGCGUCGCGUUUCCGGGUCUGGGGAUCUCGAGCUUUUGUCCGCGACACGUCCGCGGACAAGCUCUCGCGUCGCACUGUUCCCUGUGUCUUUCUUGGCUUUGUUCCCGACGCGCCUGGAUGGCAGUUUUACCACGUCACCUCGCGCCGGGUUCUGGCCUCUCAGGACGUCACUUUUGACGAGUCCGUCCCCUUCUACCGCCUCUUCCCCUACCGCACUGCCCCGCUCCCCCCCCGCCUCUCUUCCUCGCUCCAGGUAGACCCGGGUGAGCCUGUCGAGGUAGCUGUUGACUCGCGUCCUGCGUCUGGGGGUGCUGAGCCUGGGAGUGCUGCGUUUGAGGGUGCGGAGCCUGGGGGUGCUGAGCCUGGAGGUGCGGAGCCUGGGGGUGCUGAGCCUGGAGGUGCGGAGCCUGGAGGUGCGGAGCCUGGAGGUACUGAGCCUGGAGGUGUGGAGCCUGGGGGUGCGGAGCCUGGAGGUGCGGAGCCUGGAGGUGCUGAGUCUGGACGUGCUGAGUCUGGGGGUGCUGAGUCUGGGGGUGCUGAGCCUGAGCGUGCUCCACCUGGAGGAGCCCCCUCCUCCCAGCAGCUGCAGGAGAGGUACCUCGAGUACUGCCGCCUACGGAGAGGUGCUUCUGGAGCUCGUCCCGGUACUUCCCCUCCUACCCAGGAGCUCCCCCCCAUUCAGGUGAUCCGCGAGUGGUACACGCGGCGCUGCAGUCUUCGUAGUGGUGCUCCUGGUACUGCGGACCCGAGCGGUGGUGCUGUUGCUGGUGCUGAGGACCCGGACGCUGGAGCUGCUGCUGGUGCUGAGGACCCGGGGGCUGGAGCUGCUGCUGGUACUGAGGACCCGGGCGUUGGAGCUGCUGCUGGUGCUGAGGACCCGACCGGUGGCGCUGCUGCUGGUGCUGAGGACCUGACCAGUGGCCCUGCUGCUGGUGCUGAGGACCCGGACGUUGGAGCUGCUGCUGGUGCUGAGGACCCGACCGGUGGUGCUGCUGCUGGUGCUGAGGACUCGGGCGUUGGAGCUGCUGCUGGUGCUGAGGACUCGGGCGUUGGGGCUGCCACUGGUGUCCCUGCUGCUUCUGGAGACGCUGCGCGACCGCGACCGUACUUCGUACCGCUCCUUCAGCAGGUUCUUGGUCAGGCUCCUCCUCCUUGUCCUCCUCCCUCCGUCGAGUGUCCUCUGCCUGUCCAGCCGCAGUCACAGUUACCGCCUGUCUCGCCUCUCCCUGCUCCCUCCCCUUACGCUGGUCCCACAGGAGGUCUUACAGAGCGUCGUGAGCCUGAGUCUCGUCCUGCGUCGCCUGUUCGUACUGCUCGCACUGGUCGUCGUGUCCCACCGUGUCCCGCUGCCGUCUCCUCCUGCGUCCUCUCUUCCUACUCUUCCUGA